Messenger RNA from Cinara cedri, 1184 nucleotides. NCBI's taxonomy places the organism in Eukaryota, Metazoa, Arthropoda, Insecta, Hemiptera, Aphididae. The record is from the annotation of a GenBank genome assembly.
AUGCUGUGUACCGUGUGCAAUGAUGACAUAUAUGACAAUGAAGAGAUAAAGUGUGCAAAGUGCAAAACAUUUUUGUAUUUCACAUGCGCUGGUUUCCGAGAAUCUAAUUUUAGGAAAAUGAGUUCUAUAAACAAAGGAAAAUUGUGCUGUUCAAACUGCAAAAAUACAAGUAUGUCAAUUUCUGAUACACAUAAUGAAAAAGAAAUCAUACUGGAAAAAGAUUCAAGAAAAAUAUUAUUGGACUUAAAAAAUUCAGUUGAUUUCAUGAGUAAACAAUUUGAUGAUUUUUCUACACAAUUGCGAGACAUUACAAAAUCGGUUAAAGUUAUCAGCGGAGAAAAUAAAGUAUUAAAAGAACAGAACAGAAAAUUAAACUGAAAAAUGAAUUAACGGUAGUUAAUAAAAGAAUAAAUAUCAUAGAGCAGAAUCUAAUUGGAAAUCAUAUUGAAAUAAUUGGAGUUCCUGAACAAACGAAAGAAGACUGGAAAAAUAUUAGAAACAAUUUCAAAAGUCUUGGGUGGAACUACAUCUGUGGAACAUGUGUAUCGUACCCGUUCAAAAGUCCAAAAUAAACCUGGGAAAAUUGUAGCUGUCUUACACUCGAACAAUAAUAAAAAAACACUGAUGGACCUGGCAAGAAAGAAGAAAUUAAAAGCAAAGGAUAUCAAUACAGAAUGGAGCAAUGAAGGUAUAUAUUUAAAUAACGUUUUAACUCAGACAAAUAGUAACUUAUUCUAUAAGACAAGAAUGUAUGCCAAGGAAUAUAAAUAUAAAUAUGUUUGGUGUAGAGAUUGCAAAAUAUUUUUGCGAAAAGACGAAAAAAAUAAAGUUUUUGUUAUAGAGGACGAGUAUACUCUAAAUAACAUUGUUUAAUAGGGGAAAAAUAUAUAUACAUUAUAUUUAUAUUUAUACAAAUAAUUACCCAGUUAAUAUUUUUCCAAAUUAUUAUGCAUGUUACUAAUAUGUUAGAUUCAUUUUUAAAUUAUAAAACAAAAUACUUUGACUCUAUUACUGAAUUUGUUUAUACUUAUAAUAUAGAAAAUAAGUUAAGUAUUAAUAUUUUAUGUUGUAAUAUUAGGAGUGUAAAUGCGAAUCUAGAUGAACUACUUUUGUUCAUAGAAAAUGAUGGACAUAAAAAUAAUAUAGAUGUUAUUGUGUUAACUGAGACUUGGCAUGAUGUGUAA